CACAAUCACCAUCACCUCAACCCGACAAGCCGGCUCGCAACCCCCCCGGCGCUGCACACAACAUCUCCAAAGCCCAAUGUCAUAGAAGACUGUAUUGUGUCGCCGACUUGACCGGAUCAAGGGCUGAACGGACACACCCUAUCGCAUCUCCUCGCGGCGAGCGGGCGAGGCAGACGACCACCAGCGCGGCAGACCACGACGAAGCACGCGUGUGCGCGUACUAUCCCACCAAGCGCAGCAGCGAGGCCUGCAAACCGUAGCAGCUAUGGCGGACAACAGCAAUCACCAGCGCGAUGUGUCGCAGUACAAGUACUCGGCCAUGUCCAACCUGGUCCUCCAGGCGGAUCGUCGCUUCAUCACGCGGAGGACCGACGAGGCCACGGGCGACCCCGAGUCGCUUGCUGGCCGCCUCAGCAUCACCGACAUGGGCGCCCGGGUCGCGCGCGAUGAGGCGCCUAAGAAGAAGGCCAUGCCGGACGUCGCCCGCGGCGGGCUCGACGAGGGCCAGGACAUCUUGGCGCGAGAGAGGCAGAAACAGAAGGCAAACCAGCAGACUCGCCAGGUCGGUAUCCUGGGCCAAACCGAUCUGAUGGUCGAGGGCUUGAUCUACCGGCCCAGGACAUCGGCGACGCGCGAGACCUACAACCUGAUCCUGGCGCUCGUCGCAAACAAUCUCGGCGAUGUCUCACAUGAGAUUGUUCUCAGUGCGGCCGACGCGGUUCUGGAAUACCUAAAGGAUGAAGACCUCAAGGACUUUGACAAGAAGAAAGAGAUCGACGAUCUGCUCGGUGCCACGCUCAACCCCAAGCAGUUCAACGAACUGGUAAAUCUAGGCAAAAAGAUUACAGAUUAUGAUGCCCAAGAUGACGACGAGGACAUGGGCGAUGGCGGCGCUGGCAUCGACGAUGGCGAGAUCGACGACCGUCAAGGUGUGGCCGUCGUAUUCGACGACGAAGAUGAAGAUGAUGAAGCCGCGAUAACCCACGAAGUCCGUGAUGAAUCCUCGGAGGACGAAGCCGAGGCAGAGGACCAGGACGAGGACGAGGCCGCGGCGACUGAUACUGCGCGCGAGCGUGCCGAAGCUCUUACCAGCACAGAGGAGAUGCUCAUCGAUGGCGGUGCUGCUGACAGCAAGCGCAAGGCCAAGGAAGAGAAGAAUUACAUCCCUGCGCGCGAGAUUGAUGCGUACUGGCUGCAGCGCGAGAUUGGCCAGAUCUAUCCUGACGCACACACACAACACGACAAGACGAGUCAGGCUCUACAUAUACUGUCCGGUGAACCCGAUGAGCCAGGCGGUGAUGAGAAGCAGCUCCGCGAUAUUGAGAACGAUCUCAUGGAGCUGUUUGACUAUGAGCACCACGAGGUUGUGCAGAAGCUCAUCGAAAACCGCGAGAAGGUUGUGUGGCUCACGCGUCUCGCAAAGGCCGAGAACGACGAAGCCCGCAAGGUUCUCGAACGGGAGAUGGCGUCAGAAGGUGUCAAGUGGAUUCUUGAUGAGCUCCAUGGCAAGAGGGCCGCUGACGGUGCCAAGAAGGUAGAGAUCAAGAUGGAUAUUGAUGUGCCGCAAGAGUACCUCGAGGACAACAAGCCCAAGCAGGAAGACGGCCGACUCGUGGGCAACCUGCAGCCACGCAAGCUGAUCAACCUCGACAACCUCGUCUUCGAUCAGGGCAACCACUUGAUGACCAACGCCAAGGUCAGGCUGCCCGAAGGCUCGACAAAACGCACCUUCAAGGGCUAUGAAGAGAUCCAUGUCCCGCCACCAAAGAAGCGGAACGACCCUGGCGAUGUUCUGAUUCCUAUCACAGACAUGCCUGAGUGGUCUCGUCUCCCGUUCUCCACAGCAAAGUCUCUGAACAAGAUCCAGUCCAAGUGCUACCCGUCCGCGUUCCAGGACGAUGGCAACAUGCUUAUCUGCGCUCCGACUGGCAGUGGUAAAACAAACGUGGCUAUGCUCACCAUAUUGCGAGAGCUCGGCAAGCACCGUGACCCCCGGACUGGCGAUAUAGACCUGGACGCAUUCAAGAUCGUCUACAUCGCGCCACUCAAAGCGCUGGUACAGGAGCAGGUCGGCAACUUUGGCGCGCGGCUCAAGGAGUACGGCAUCACCGUGUCCGAAUUGACCGGUGAUAGGCAGUUGACCAAGCAGCAAAUCUCAGAGACCCAGAUCAUUGUCACCACACCGGAGAAAUGGGAUGUCAUCACAAGAAAGGCGACGGACUUGACUUACACGAACCUCGUUCGCUUGAUCAUCAUUGAUGAGAUCCACCUUCUCCAUGAUGAUCGCGGUCCUGUACUGGAGAGUAUCGUGAGUAGAACGAUACGCAAGACCGAACAGACUGGCGACCUUGUGAGACUGGUCGGUCUCUCCGCCACACUGCCCAACUACAAGGAUGUUGCAAGCUUCCUGCGGGUAGACGUCGAGAAGGAUCUGUUCCACUUUGAUGGAUCGUUCAGGCCUUGUCCGCUGAGACAGGAGUUCAUUGGUGUCACGGAUAAGAAGGCCAUCAAGCAGCUCAAGACGAUGAACGACAUCACGUACAACAAGGUCAUCGAGCAUGUGGGUACUCACCGCAACCAGAUGCUCAUCUUUGUGCACUCCCGCAAGGAGACAGCCAAGACAGCCAAGUACAUCCGCGACAAGGCGUUGGAGAUGGAGACUAUCAACCAGAUCCUCAAGCACGACUCAGGCUCGAGAGAAGCCCUGAACGAGGCUGGCAACGACGCUACGGAUGCGGAUCUCAAAGAUCUACUGCCAUACGGAUUUGGUAUCCAUCACGCUGGUAUGAGCAGAGUUGACAGAGCCGAGGUCGAGGACCUGUUUGCCAACGGUCUGAUCCAAGUCCUCGUUUGCACGGCCACUCUUGCUUGGGGUGUCAACCUCCCUGCCCACACAGUCAUCAUCAAGGGCACCCAGGUCUACUCCCCCGAAAAGGGUAGUUGGAUCGAGCUCAGCCCACAGGACGUCCUGCAAAUGCUUGGUCGUGCCGGAAGGCCUCAGUACGACACGUACGGUGAGGGUAUCAUUAUUACGACACAAGGCGAAAUGCAAUACUACCUGUCCCUCCUUAACCAGCAGCUGCCCAUCGAGAGUCAGUUUGUCAGCAAGCUCGUCGACAAUCUCAACGCUGAAAUUGUCCUUGGCAACGUGCGCACUCGCGAUGAGGGUGUCGAGUGGCUUGGAUAUACCUAUCUGUUCGUGCGCAUGCUCAGGUCUCCUGGCCUGUACAGUGUUGGCGCAGAGUACGAGGACGACGGCGCCCUGGAGCAGAAACGAGUGGAUCUCAUUCACUCAGCUGCUACCGUGCUUAAAAAGGCAAAUCUUAUCACGUACGAUGAGAAGACGGGCAAGCUCAAGGCCACUGAGCUGGGCAGGAUAUCCUCCCACUACUACAUCACACACGGCUCCAUGGACACUUACAACAAACUGAUUCAGCCGUCGAUCACGACGAUUGAGCUUUUCCGUGUCUUUGCUCUAAGUGCCGAAUUCAAGUACAUUCCCGUCCGUCAAGACGAGAAGCUGGAGUUGGCGAAGCUUCUUGGGCGGGUGCCUAUACCGGUCAAGGAGAGUAUCGAGGAGCCUCACGCAAAGAUCAACGUCUUGCUGCAAGCAUACAUCUCCCGGCUCAAGCUCGAUGGUCUCGCGCUCAUGGCUGACAUGGUAUACGUGACGCAAUCCGCAGGCCGUAUCUUGCGCGCCAUCUUCGAGAUCACGCUGCAGAAGGGUUGGUCUAGCGUGACAAAGACUGCGUUAGAUCUCUGCAAGAUGGCCGAGAAGCGCAUGUGGCCCACCAUGACGCCCCUACGACAAUUCCCCUCUUGUCCGCGGGAGAUCAUCGCCAAGGCGGAGAGAAUCGACGUGCCAUGGAGCAGUUACUUCGAUCUCGACCCCCCACGCAUGGGCGAGCUGCUGGGUAUGCCCAAGGCAGGCCGUACUGUCUGCUCCCUUGUGUCCAAGUUCCCCAGAGUCGAGAUCUCUGCGCAGGCCCAACCGAUGACGCGAUCUAUGCUACGGGUAGAGCUGUCCAUCACACCCAACUUCGAGUGGGACGACUCAGUACAUGGCUCCGCGGAGAACUUCUGGAUCAUGGUCGAGGAUUGUGACGGUGAGGACGUGCUCUUCUACGACCAGUUCCUGCUGCGCAAAGACUAUGCUGUGGGCGAAGCUACGGAGCAUCUAGUCGACUUCACUGUGCCCAUUACGGAUCCCAUGCCACCAAACUAUUUCAUCUCCGUCAUUUCGGACAGAUGGAUGCACUCGGAAACGAGGCUUCCCGUCUCGUUCCGUAAGCUCAUUCUGCCGCAGAAGUUCCCGCCUCACACACAGCUGCUCGAUCUGCAACCUCUGCCUGUUGCUGCGCUCAAGGCUAAGGACUAUUCCGCGCUUUAUCCGGACUGGACAUACUUCAACAAAAUCCAGACACAAACGUUCAACUCGUUGUAUGGGACGGACGAGAACGUCUUCGUUGGAGCCCCAACUGGCAGUGGCAAGACUGUUUGCGCCGAGUUCGCCAUCUUGCGACACUGGUCCAAGCCCGAGAUCGGUCGCGCAGUGUAUAUUGCACCAUCACAGGAAUUGGUUGACAUCAGAUACCAGGACUGGCAGAAGCGCUUUAGUCAUCUUCGUGGCGGCAAGGAUAUUGUGAAGCUCACCGGCGACACGACAACAGACCUGAAGCUGCUGGAGAAAGGUGAUCUGAUCAUGGCGACGCCAACACAAUGGGAUGUCUUGUCGAGGCAGUGGCAGAGACGGAAGAACAUCCUUACCGUUGAGCUAUUCAUCGCUGACGAGCUGCAUUUGCUGGGCGGUCAUCUUGGGUAUAUCUACGAGAUCAUUGUCUCUCGCAUGCACUACAUCCGAACCACGGCCGAGAUCUCGAUGCGCAUCAUUGGUCUCAGCGUGUCGCUGGCGAAUGCUCAGGACAUCAGUGAGUGGAUCGGUGCCAAGAAGAAGGACACGUACAACUUCAGCCCUCACGUGCGGCCUGUACCGCUUGAGCUCCGUAUCCAGUCGUUCUCGAUCCCUCACUUUCCCUCGCUGAUGCUCGCAAUGGCCAAGCCCACAUACGUUGCCAUCAAUGAGUUGUCGCCUGACCAGCCGGCCUUGGUGUUUGUGCCGAGCAGGAAGCAGACCAGAUCGAGCGCUAGAGACAUUCUAGCUGCAUGCUUGGCUGAUGACGACGAGGACAGAUUCCUGCACGUCGACGUGGAGCAGUUGAGACCUUUACUGGAAAGAAUUCGGGAGGAGGCACUGGCUGAAGCACUUUCCCACGGUGUUGGUUACUACCACGAGGCGCUCAGUCAGUCCGACAAGCGCAUCGUCCUGCACUUAUACAAGCAGGGUGCGAUUCAGGUACUCGUCGCGUCUCGUGACGUCUGCUGGGAACUCGACACGACUGCUCACCUCGUCGUGGUAAUGGGUACGCAGUACUUUGAGGGCCGUGAGCAUCGCUACGUCGACUACCAGCUCAGUGAGGUUCUCCAAAUGUUUGGCAAAGCCCUUCGGCCAUCUGGCGACGGACGGAGUCGUGGCGUUUUGAUGGUGCCUGCGGUCAAGCGCGAGUAUUUCAAAAAGUUCCUCAAUGAGGCACUGCCCGUCGAAUCGCACCUUCACAACUUUAUGCACGAUGCUCUGGUGACAGAAGUCAGCACAAAGAUGAUUGAGUCGACGGACGAUGCCAUCAGCUGGGUCACGUUUACAUACUUCUACAAGCGCAUUUUGGCAAACCCCAGCUACUACAGCUUGCCCAGCUUGACGGAGGAUGCUUUCAACACGUACCUGUCAGACCUCAUUGAGGGCACGCUCAAGGAGCUGACAGAGUCCAAGAUUGUCGACCUUGACGAGGAGGAUGGUUCCGUGGCAGCCCAGAAUGCUGCCAUGAUUGCAGCAUACUACAACAUCUCGUACAUUACAAUGCAGACGUUCCUGUUGUCCCUGAGCGCAAGGACGAAGCUCAAGGGUUUACUCGAGAUUGUGACGUCCGCGACCGAGUUCGAGGCUAUUCAGAUCCGACGACAUGAAGAAACCCUGCUCCGUCGCAUCUACGACCGAGUGCCGGCGAAGAUGUCAGAGCCGGUUUACGACUCGCCUCACUUCAAGGCCUUCGUACUGCUCCAGGCCCACUUCUCUAGGAUGCAGCUGCCCAUCGAUCUCGCGAAGGAUCAGGAGGUUAUCGUUUCGAAGGUUCUCAGCUUGCUGAGCGCGGCAGUAGAUGUCUUGUCCUCUGAUGGACACCUUAAUGCCAUGAACGCCAUGGAGAUGUCUCAGAUGGUUGUGCAGGCGAUGUGGGAUCGCGAUAGCCCACUCAAGCAAAUCCCGCACUUCACACCAGAAGUCGUCAAGGUCGCGAACGAGUUUGAGAUCAAGGACAUCUUCGACUUCAUGGAGGCGAUGAACCCAGAGGAGAACCCCAACUAUGGCACUCUUGUCAAACGACUUGGACUCUCUCAGAACCAGCUGGCCCAAGCUGCUGCUUUCACCAAUGACAAGUAUCCCGACAUCACGCUAGAGUUUGACGUCAUCGACGAGGACGAGAUCCGCGCUGGCGAGCCGGCAUACCUGAGUAUCCGGAUUGAGCGUGAGGUUGAUGAGGAGGACGGCCCGGCAGACAUGACUGUGCAUGCACCGUUCUACCCAGUCAAGAAGACGGAGAAUUGGUGGCUGGUGGUCGGCGAGGAGAGCACGAAGAACCUGCUGGCCAUCAAGCGCGUCACGAUUCCUGGGCAGCAGCUUCAGACCAAGCUUGAGUUCACGGUGCCAACCGCUGGCAAGCACGAUCUCAAGCUCUUCCUGAUGAGCGACAGCUAUGUCGGCGUGGAUCAGGAGCCUUCGUUCACGAUCACGGCGGCCGAGGGCAUGGAUGUCGACGAUGACGACGAUGAGGACGAGGACGAGGACGAAGAGGAAGAUGACGAGUGAAUAUUUCUUGACACGGACACAAAGGCAUUGGGGUCCCCAACGCAUUAC
Microdochium trichocladiopsis is the source of this 6967-nucleotide messenger RNA. RefSeq names its product Sec63 Brl domain-containing protein. Gene Ontology annotation, cellular component: nucleus. Gene Ontology annotation, molecular function: ATP hydrolysis activity; nucleic acid binding; ATP binding. The record is from RefSeq and is a predicted model, not a curated record. The transcript has a single exon. NCBI's taxonomy places the organism in Eukaryota, Fungi, Ascomycota, Sordariomycetes, Xylariales, Microdochiaceae. Bases 266 to 6919 code for a protein of 2217 amino acids.